AUGGCUAGUGGUAACUUCGCCGAUUCACCAGCCUCUGCCGGCAACCGGGGCCAGAUUGUUGACUCUCAAUCUCAAUGGAAAUGUUGCAACUGCGCCCACGGCUUCUUUAACCUCGUCACUGACCCGGUUUGCCCCAACUGCAACGUCCGUCGCUGUCCGAGAUGCGGAGUUUGUUAG
Fusarium venenatum is the source of this 177-nucleotide messenger RNA. Its product is annotated as protein-tyrosine phosphatase-like protein. The record is from RefSeq and is a predicted model, not a curated record. Gene Ontology annotation, molecular function: phosphoprotein phosphatase activity. Gene Ontology annotation, biological process: dephosphorylation. Lineage: Eukaryota; Fungi; Ascomycota; Sordariomycetes; Hypocreales; Nectriaceae.